AUGCCUCGAGCUUCGAACGCGAAGCGACAGUCAGGCGCUGCUGCCAAUGCCAAUGCUCGCGACACUCGUCACGAGAAUGGUCUUGUAGGCCCCGCCAAGCGAGUCUCCAACAAGAAGAGCCAGUCCCAGCUGGACGCCUCGCCUGCCCACCACCACUCGACCUCGUCCGCACCCUCCGACGGCGAUGCCUCUGCGUCGCCUCUGCCGUCGCCUCUGCCCACCUUUGCUAUCCAUGGAAACGGAGACACCAACGGCAAGAUCCAUCCCGCCGCCGCCAUGGCCGCCGACGCCGUCCCUAGGAGGGGCUCGCUAGGCGCCUACUCGGAAUCUUCCUCGGGCGACUCGAGCGCCUCGAACCCGGCCGGGAACGGCUGUGUCGAGACGCAGCACCGCCAGAUCGAUGUCAAUGCCACCAAAAAUGUCGACGUCCACCGCGAUCCCGGCGGUCCCCUCGAGUUUGCCGCCACCGUCCUUCGCGCGCUCCCUCUCUACGACACGCUCGCCAUCCUCAUCCUGCUCAUGCACGUCCCGCCCGUCGCCCUCUCGGGCAUCUACAUGGCCUUUACCUUUUUGACCUUUGUGCCCCCCGUGACCACGAGCUCCGGCAUGAACAUCAACCUCGCCGAGAUCUUCGACUACAACUCGACCAUGCCCUCUCUCGUCACCAUCGGCUGCAUGGACAUCCUCAUCAUGCUCGUGUGGCUGUUCCUGUGGCCGCCGAUCCAGGUUGCCAUUCUCGACUUGGCCAAGCCCGUCAUUGCUGUGACCCUUGGCGGUGGCUCGUCCUCGCGCGAAGGCACGUCGAGCAGCGUCACGACGUGCUUCCUCCUCGUCAUCGCCUCGCACGUGCUUCGCGGUUCGAGGCUGCACUGGUCCCGCGCCACUCGACUCUUGCCCCCAAAUUGGCGGCUCGCCUCCGACAAUGACGACCCCCUUGAGGCGAUCUCGCAAGGGUUCGAUAAGAGAGGACCCCACGGCUGGAUCAAGAGCAUAUUGGCCAUUCACAUUCUGACCCAGGGCAUUGUGCGAUAUAUCAGGGAGUGGUACCUGCGACGCGAAAAGAGCAGCGGAUCCUCCCACAGCCUGUCCGAUCCCGAAGCGGGCAAGCCCGCCGACAUUUCUGGAGAUGCCGGUCUGCCAACAACCACCGACAGCGAAGCCGCAGCGCUGCAGCACGCCACGACGUCGUCCAAGAAGAGGAGAAAGCAGAGCACCCAGGUGCGCCUCCAGCAGCCCUUGUGGGCCGCGUUGGCGAGCACCAAGAUUGUCAUGGUCAAGGAGUACGAAUUAUCGCACGCCGCUUCCGAAACAGCGGGGUCCAAUGCUACCGACAUCCACAAUUUGGGCAACGCCCCGUUCGACUCGGAAGCCGAACAGAUCUGGAUCUCCUACAUUGGAUACGACGAAAUUUGCUUCAACACCAGUCAUUUUGCCGACAUUGCCCCACCCACCCAGAACGGACACGCCUCACGACCCGCCGGCGUCGACACGUCCAAGCCAUUCUAUGUCCGCGUCAACAAUGCCUACUGGCAGCCGACGCGCAUCUUCCGCGUCCAGGACGAGGACGGCGAGCGCGCGUCGGGUCAUCGAUGGUGCGGCGACGUCUACGGCUUGCGACCGCUUAGCAAGUAUGUCUGCGAAUUCGUCGACACGCACACCGACCGCGUCAUCUUCUCGACGAGCAUCCGCACGACCCAGGCGCCGACCAAGGACCAGGAGGGCGUCCCCGCGAGCCCCGCCAUCAACGGACAGCAAUCCCUUCGCCCCGACUCCCCCGCUACGACGCUCAAGAGUACGAUCAGCGCGCAGAACGAGCGGCUGUCGGAUGAAAGGUCCAAGCUCAAGACGCUGCGCAAGGACUGGAAGAGCAAGGUCAGCGCGCUGAAGAAGGAAAACGAGAAGCUCGACAACUCGAUCCAGUCCGGCGGCGGCAACGACGACAAGCUGCGCCAAAAGAUCAUCCAGCAGGAGACGCAAAAGGCCCAGGCCGAAAAGGAGAUUGCCGAGCUCGACGAGCUGCUCAAGGAGUUUGAAAAGGCGCCCGAAGGUCUGCAAGAACGCAAGAAGCAAGCCGAGAAGAGCUGGUCUGCCGAGAAGACCGUCUUUGACAAGGCGUCCAAGGAGCACAAGGAGUUCAAGGCCAAGCUCGCGGCACAGAUCAAGGCGGCGCAGGACGAGCAGGCGGCCCUCCAGACAAAGCGCAACAAGAUGGCGGCCCGCAUUGCCAAGGUGGACACGGAGCUCAUGCGCAUCACGGAUGCCAACAACCGCGGCCUCGACGAAGCCGAGCGCCGGCGCCAAGGACGCGCGGCGUGGGAGGCUGAGACGAAGCAGAUCGAGACCAACUUUCGGGAGAGCAUUGCGACGAUGCAGGCCAACAAUGCGACCAAGCAGGCUCAGGUCAACAACCUCAUGAGCCAGCUCCAGACGUUCCACCAACAGAUGAACUACAGCAACAACAGCCUCUCGUUUGACGGUCAGCACCAGCACCAGCACCAGCACCAGCAGCACCAGCAGCAUCAGCAGCAGCAGGGCUUCGAGGCGGCGGCCUCGACCAAUGCGACGAGCUCGGGCAACUCGUGGAACCCGAACCCGGCGGCCGCCCCUCACUACCCGGCCUCGAUGUGGCCAGCAGCAGCGACGACUACAACCUCCAACUCGACGAGCGGACCGGGGGCGGCGCAGCCCUCGCUGCUACCGGCGCCGCUCAUGGGCGCGGGUCACUGGCUUCCCUCGCAGGCACCUGUCAAGUCCCGUGGCCGCUCUAGUAGUAUGCUCAGCGACGUUUCGGGCUUCACGCAGUCGAGUGCCGGCGACGACGAGUACCAGUCGUUCCACAACACGCCGGCGCAGGCGGGCGCGGCCGGCGGCUCACGACCGCCGCCGGGGCUCAGCUGGCCGUCGCGAGGCGCCCACUCGGGCUCGGGCAGCAGCGUGCGUAGUGGCACCGGUAGCGGCAGUCGCAGCGGCGGCAGCGUGCGCGACCCGACGAGUCCUGUGUGA
Molecule: messenger RNA, 3003 nt
Organism: Verticillium dahliae VdLs.17
Lineage: Eukaryota; Fungi; Ascomycota; Sordariomycetes; Glomerellales; Plectosphaerellaceae
Exons: 1
Coding region: 1-3003 (1000 amino acids)
Source: RefSeq, a predicted model, not a curated record